UUCAUUUCAGUUUCAGGAGAUGCCUUACUGUCAGUGAGAAUGCAUGUGUUACCAGGCUAUGGAAUAUGUCCCCACAGGCCUACAGCUUGAUGCCAUCCAUAGUCAUGUCUAUACAAGAUGUUCUAAAACCAGAGUUAACAGAUAAGUUUGUGAGCUUUGAAGGUUGGAUUAUAAGCAGAACAUUAGUGAAACCAGGAUUUGGUCCUAACUCUUUCUCUAAAGAUAUAGGUAGUUCCUGUAUGUAUACAAGACUACAUCUUCAGGAUUCCAGCAGGAGUGAAGAUAUUUGGGUGUAUUUAAAUGACAGCAAUAUUCUCAGUGAGAAAGGUCUAAUACCAGGAAACAGAGUCAGGUUCUAUGGGCUGGAGAGAAAAUUGUCACAACUGAAUAAUAUCUACUGUAGACUUGUUCCAUUGUCUAGCAUCCAGAUAUUAUGUACUGAAGCUGAAAGGGCUGUUGGAAGACAAAUAUUGAACCAAAAUCAAGCAGACAGAAGUAAACAGAUACCACUACUGUCCCUCGUUGAUUUGUGGGUUCCAUCAAAUACUGGACACGUUUUCCAGGCAAUCUGUGAUAUUGAAAAGAUUCUGAAAGUUUCUCUGAAAUGUUUGUGUGAGACCUGUGGAAGUGUAGUGAUUAACACAGCGUGUUUGAAUACUGCAUGUAAUGGUGGUGGAGCAUACAAAUUCCUAGCCAGGGCAAGUGCAAUAAUUGAUGACAGCACAUCUGUUGCUAUGGUAACACUAACAGGAAGUAGUGUACAGAGCCUGCUCCAGCUGUCACAUGACCAGUGGAAAUGUCUGGAAGAAAAAAUUGGCCAAACUGGAGAAGUGUUUAUACAGCAGUUCAGUCCUACUCUCUCUACAUCAGUAGAGAGGUUUGUCUACAUGUUGUGUGACAACCAUGCUGUAAAACAGACCUGGCUUAUGUCAUUGAAAACAAGGUCAUCAUUAGACAUCAAUAAAAUUGGCCAUGAUGAGUUUUGUAUGAAGACGUUUGACACUGGGUCAUCUAGGAUUUCCACACAAUGUUUACCAUUUCUGCAACUAGAAUGUGUGGCCAUGAACAUAUUUGAACCCUCUGUUUGGGCUAUACAUCACCUCAGUGUCAGGUAGUGACGAGCUGAUAAAUCGUGAAGUCAUUAAUCAGUGGUACAUAGUAUGGCAUGACGGCCAGUGAAAAUUGGGAUUCGUGAAGGGAUUCUGACGGCCAAAAUACACACCUGAAAUAAGCUAUAUGUGUUGUUGGGUUUGUGUGACAGAAACAGGUCCAGUUUAAAAAAUUAAUGGUCUGCAGAGAUUUCUGUGUGAAGAAAGUGAUCAUUCACGGAUGAAUGACCCAAUUUAUUAUGUCUCCCACCACACAGUGGUGUGGGAGACAUAUUGAUUUACUCCAGUCUGUGUGUCUGUCUGUCACAAAGCUUGUCCGCACUCUGAGUCGAACAUUUCUCAUCCGAUCUUCAUCAAACUUCAAUAAAAUGUGUCUGCCAAUAAGUGCUCUGCCAAGUUCGAUAAGUAGCCAAAUCGGCCUAGGCACUUUGGAAUUAUGGCCCUUGAAUUACCAAAACCACUCAGAUUUCUUGCCUAGUUUUACCUCCAAACCGACCCCUAUACUACUAGUAGUAUAGGGGUCCUUUUGGUGUAAAGAAAGCACAUGCACAUGUUGAUUCAGUAAACAGUAUAUAAAGACUGACUUAUUAUUUAGAUGAUUAGGCAGUUGUGGGAGACAUGCGCUUUUCUCAAAAGCAUCUCUAGUUUAUUUAUUUCCUCCAAGACUUGGCAAUAUGUGCAAUAUCAGAAUGUAAUCAAGUGUACUUGACAAUUACGCUAUUGUUUACCAAAUAUGAACUUGCCAACACUAUAGUAAUUGUAAGAUAUUAAUUCAUUUUAAUACUCAAAAAGAUUACAACUAAACCCAGCUUUAUAUCUUUUAAUUACUACACGAUAAGAUUUUAUAUUGCAAUGUUGAUAUUUUAAUGUUAC
Molecule: messenger RNA, 1982 nt
Organism: Mercenaria mercenaria
Lineage: Eukaryota; Metazoa; Mollusca; Bivalvia; Venerida; Veneridae
Product: CST complex subunit CTC1-like
Exons: 8
Coding region: 66-1115 (349 amino acids)
Biological process (GO): positive regulation of DNA replication; telomere maintenance via telomere lengthening
Cellular component (GO): CST complex
Molecular function (GO): single-stranded DNA binding; telomeric repeat DNA binding
Source: RefSeq, a predicted model, not a curated record